GCUGGGGUCGGUGGCGCUGCCUGAGCCGAUUUCGGGUGUUUUUGCCCCAGAACACCAUCGACACCCUGAACAUGCAGGUGGAUCAGUUCGAGAGCGAGGUGGAGUCGCUGUCCGUGCAGACCCGCAAGAAGAAGGGGGACAAGGAUAAACAGGAUAGAAUUGAAGCCCUGAAGCGUCAGGUGGAGCGGCACCGCUUCCACGUGCGGAUGCUGGAGACGCUGCUGCGAAUGCUGGACAACGACUCCAUCCCGGUGGACCCCGUGCGGAAGCUGAAGGACGAUGUGGAAUAUUACGUGGAUUCCUGCCAGGAGCCCGACUUCGAGGAGAACGAGUUCCUUUAUGACGACCUCGACCUCGAUGACAUCCCGCAGGCUUUGGUGGCCACUCCCCCGAGCCACUCGCAGAUGGAGGACGAGAUCUUCAACCAGAGCAGCAGCACCCCCACCUCCACCACCUCCAGCUCCCCCAUCCCCCCAGCCCCGCUGCCAACGCUCCCCGCUGCCAACGCUGAGAACUCCGAGGACGACAAAAAACGGGGCCGCUCCACGGACAGCGACCUGGGCCAGGCCCCCGAGCCCCUGAGCAGCCUCAAAUCCAUGGCCGAGAGGGCGGCCCUGGGGAGCGGCCUGACGAGGCAGGACCCCCCUGGGGCACUCUGGGACCGGGAUCUGCUGUUGGGGGCCGGAGGCUCCCCGAGCUCGGGGGCUCCGGGGGCUCCGGGGGUCCCGAGGGUCCCUGGGGAGGUGAACAUCCCCUGUCCCUGGGGGUCUGUCCCUCGGCCCCUCCCCUGCCCAGAGCAGCUCUACCAGCAGGCGCUGCAGGACCCGGCCUGGCACCACAUGCCCCACCCCUCCGACUCUGAGAGGAUCAGGCAGUACCUGCCCCGCAACCCCUGCCCCACCCCCUACCACCACCAGCUGCCUCCCACUCAGACACCGUCAGAGUUCUACCAGAGAUUGUCCACGGAGACGCUUUUCUUCAUUUUCUACUACCUGGAGGGCACAAAGGCUCAGUACUUGGCGGCCAAGGCGCUGAAGAAGCAGUCGUGGCGUUUCCACACCAAGUACAUGAUGUGGUUCCAGCGGCACGAGGAGCCCAAAACCAUCACCGACGAGUUCGAGCAGGGCACCUACAUCUACUUUGACUACGAGAAGUGGGGGCAGCGCAAGAAGGAGGGGUUCACCUUCGAGUAUCGCUACCUGGAGGACAGAGACCUGCAGUGACCCCCCCAAAAUAAACCCCCUCCCCAAAAAAAAUCACCCCCCUGCAUGUCAAACC
Molecule: messenger RNA, 1278 nt
Organism: Myiozetetes cayanensis
Lineage: Eukaryota; Metazoa; Chordata; Aves; Passeriformes; Tyrannidae
Gene: CNOT3
Product: CCR4-NOT transcription complex subunit 3
Biological process (GO): nuclear-transcribed mRNA poly(A) tail shortening; regulation of stem cell population maintenance; regulation of DNA-templated transcription
Cellular component (GO): P-body; nucleus; CCR4-NOT core complex
Source: RefSeq, a predicted model, not a curated record